AUGUCUCAAAUCCAAGAUCAGUUGGAAGGGCUUCCUGGUUAUGACAUUGUAAUGGAUUUUUACAAUGACUAUGCUGAGGAACAUUUCAAUAAUUUAAAUCCAUACGAAGAUAAAGAAGGGAACAAGGUUAAAUUACGGUCAAAAUUUUCCACUGAGAAGGAAAAGAAACUAUGGAAGAGAAUCCAAUCGAAGGCAUGGGUUCAUGAUAAGUGUUUUUUAGGAAGUUGUGGGGUUGGGAUGGAUUGUGGAUUAGGAUUGGCUCCAUUAUUAGUAUUAAUACUCCCGGCAAUUGGUCCAAUAAUCAUGUUUAUGGUUCAUAAUCGACUUAUUAGAGCUGCGGCCGAAGAGUUGAACAUGCCAAAUAAGUUGGUUGCCAACAUGGAAACCCAAAUCUUAAUUGAUUUGAUAAUCACGUUCCCUCCGGUAAUCGGAUCGUUCUUCAGUUGGUUGAAUUCAUGUCUGACAAGAAAUGCUGCAAUAAUAUAUAAGUAUAUGAUGUUUCUAGCUGAUCAAAGAGAACAAAAUAAGACUGCCAAUUAUAUCGGACCUAGAUCAAGAACUCAGCAGCAGCAACAGCAGCAACAGCACCCCCAACAGCACCCACAGCAACAGAAGACAAAAUACUCUUUUAAGAAACAAUCUUCUCGUACAAGACAACCAAAUCAGGAUAGUAUUGUUGUUGGGUCUCAACAACAAUCAGGGUUUAUAUAG
Messenger RNA from Hyphopichia burtonii NRRL Y-1933, 711 nucleotides. RefSeq lists its product as uncharacterized. The coding region runs from base 1 to 711 and encodes 236 amino acids. The record is from RefSeq and is a predicted model, not a curated record. NCBI's taxonomy places the organism in Eukaryota, Fungi, Ascomycota, Pichiomycetes, Serinales, Debaryomycetaceae. The transcript has a single exon.